Molecule: messenger RNA, 3141 nt
Organism: Solea senegalensis (Senegalese sole)
Lineage: Eukaryota; Metazoa; Chordata; Actinopteri; Pleuronectiformes; Soleidae
Gene: cbln4
Product: cerebellin 4 precursor
Exons: 3
Coding region: 157-738 (193 amino acids)
Molecular function (GO): protein binding
Source: RefSeq, a predicted model, not a curated record
UAUAUGGCUCAUCUUUGGAUUGAGUGAAGAUAAUUCCUCAGCGUCAGGUGCGUCUGCAGCGGGAGACCAGUGGAGGUUUGGAAACUUGCGUGGCGCAGGAGACUGUGUCUCUUUUCUCAUCGGCGCUGUCACACACAGAGAAAGAGGGAGGGAGCCAUGGUGAACUCCCUCAUGCUGGCGUUCAGCUUGACUGUGAUUUUUGAGGUGGCGAGAGCUCAGAAUGACACGGAGCCGAUCGUCCUGGAGGGAAAAUGCCUCGUGGUCUGCGACUCAAACCCGGCCACGGACUGGAAGGCUUCGUCCUCUCCGCUUGGCAUCUCGGUGCGCGCAGCCAACUCCAAGGUGGCUUUCUCUGCAGUCCGGAGCAACAACCACGAGCCCUCGGAGAUGAGCAACAAAACAAGAAUAAUAUACUUCGACCAGAUUCUUGUGAAUAUAGGAAACUACUUCACAUUUGAAUCAGUAUUUUUGUCCCCAAGAAAAGGAAUCUACAGUUUUAACUUCCAUGUCAUAAAAGUGUACCAGAGUCAAACCAUACAGGUGAAUCUAAUGUUGAACGGGAAACCAGUCAUCUCUGCCUUUGCAGGUGACAAAGACGUAACUCGAGAGGCAGCCACCAACGGAGUUCUGCUUUAUCUGGAGAAGGAGGAUAAAGUUUACUUAAAGCUAGAGAAGGGCAACCUCGUCGGUGGAUGGCAGUACUCGACGUUUUCUGGCUUUCUUGUGUUCCCCCUGUAAAAGACAGACGAUUGUAAGCUGACUGACUUGUUCAUAAUGUGUUGUCGCUGUAUAAUCAAAACAUUACCCGCUGCAUCGAUUGGCUCUCGUCAAAUGGGUGAAAAAACGAGAGACGGAAAUGGAUAACAUCAGAGAGAGGAAAUAAGACUUUGGAAAAUCACUGACAGUCUCUGAAGUGCUGAGUCCUGGUCCAGAUGAAAGAGACUUGGAAUGUUCCCUAUCCCUGCUCUACACUCCUGUCACUCACAGAGCCUCUGAGACGAACAUCUCAUAACAUGCCUAAUGUACUUUUCAAACUUGUUGGAAUAUGUUUAGCAUACUGAUUUCCGUCACGACAACAGUUUCUCGCUAUACAUCUGCCUUUUCAGUGUAAAUUGUAUAUACCUGAGUUUAAUGUGCUACAGUGAUCAGGAUGUUGGGGGACGGAAAAUAAGUGCGGACAAAGCCUGUGAAGGAAAAAAAUGGAAGCCAUAAAAGAGAGCUGAGACUGGAGUGGUGUAGGUCACAUUAUGUUUGUGGGAGUAGCUGGGUGUAGCUAAUGGUGAAUGGGCCUACAUACAUACAUACACACAGUACAUCAAACAGCUGCAGUGAGACAUCAAAUAGACACAAAGAAAUGCAAGAGAACUACAAAGGGAACAAAAUGGCUACAAAGAGACACCAAAUGACUGCAAAGAGACAGAAACCUACCACAAAGUGAUGCAAAGACAGACUCUACGACUACAAAGAGAUGCCAAAUGACUUGAGAGACACGCAAACAACCUAGUUAUUUGUACUAAGAUGCCAAACAACCACAAAGAGAAACUAAAUUACUUUUUUUUUAUUAUUAUCUUUUUUUUAAGUCUGCAAUGUUUGCUUCAACAGUGGAAGGUUGGGAAGCGUUGUACAUGUCUGUGUUGAGGGCUCAUUUUAAUUCAGGGGCCACAUUUUGGCACAAUUUGAUCUCAAGUGGGCCGGACCAGUAAAAUAAUGACAUAAUAACCUAUAAACAACAAGGACUACAAAUUUUUCCCUUAGUUUUGCAUCUUUUUACAAAACAUAUUAUGAAGUUUUACGAGAAAAAUAAAUGCUAUUUUCAACAAUUAUGCCUAAGUUUACUAUGGACACAUUUGCAUUACAACUUACAGAUCACAGUGGAUCUACAAAGGCACAAAACAUUUAGCCACAUGUAUCUGAAACUAAAAAAAUUAGCAUUUCGGACAUUUUCACAAAUUCAAAUUCACAUUUAACACCCCUGGUUUAUGGGCUCAUUGUGUCGGAAUUGAUCAUAUUUACAUGUUUCUUUGUCUCUUUAAAGUUACAUUAAUAUUCCACCAUUUUAUUUUUCCCACUAAGCUCAAUUGUUUAGCAUCUUUCAGCUCCUAGUCUUGUUUUUUUGGUCUGCGUCCUUGCUGUCAGUGUUUUUGUUUAAUUUUUUUUGAGUCACACAGCGUUAGUGUGUUAUUGAUUUGCUGGCAAAUACAGGAAAUGUGUUUGUCGCUGAAGAGUAAUGUGCGGGUGGAGACCAAAAACAGAGGUAAAACGUCAUGUGAUUGUUCGAUUUACAUCUGUUGCCUGGAAACACGAGUACAAAUGAAUUAUAUAUUAUAAAUAUAAAUAUUGUUAUGUGUGGGCUGGAUGUGUAAAUACAGAUAAAUAAUAGCCAACACAUUUGCCACAUUAAAGGAGCUGUAUGUAAGUCAUAAAAUGGCAGCGAUCAUGCUAAAUUUAAAUACCGGCUUCACUGAUAACAGCGGCAGAGCCAGAUGAUUCACAGUUUCAUUUAUAGCCUGCAAAUAAUACUUAAUACUUAUGUUGUGGAAAAAGAGCAGAUCUGUCUUUUUGCCGGACUAUUUCCUCAAACUACUUGGCAACCUUGUGUCCCUCGGGCGGUGGACAAUGCUUUCCAAUAUGUUUUCAUUUGGAUUGCAGUACCUGUUUUAAACUGUAGUUACAUGUCUUACAUAUAGCCCCUUUAACUUCAAAAAAUCCAAAAAAAAAUCUUAAAUACAAUAUGUUUCAGUGUUAUUUUAACAACAUGUCAUUGCUGCUCCCAAGUGGCCAAAAAAAAUCAGUGAUUUUAGGUGUAAGAUUAGAGAAAAAAUAACUGUUUUGGUCAAAUGUUAAUAAAAUAAAUCAUGUUUGAAGUCACUGUUGCCUUUGUCAAUAUUUAACAGACUAUGAUCCUUUCUUGACCGUGUGCCUAGACAUAACGAUAAAAACAUUUAUAAUGCCCUACACUGGCUGUUUUAAUGAAAGAGCAGAUAUUAUGGGUAAAACAAAUACAAUAUGUUGUCACUGGAUCACGUAGUUCAUUUGAAUGACAUUGCAUUUCUCUUGAAACGUACAUCUGCUGUUGAAAAUGUGUGUUAUAUAUAGAUGUCAUUUCAACCUGUGUAUUUUAUAAUAAAUCUUGCCAAGACA